This is a messenger RNA of Camelina sativa (false flax), 591 nucleotides long. RefSeq lists its product as uncharacterized. Lineage: Eukaryota; Viridiplantae; Streptophyta; Magnoliopsida; Brassicales; Brassicaceae. The record is from RefSeq and is a predicted model, not a curated record.
UCUUUUUUUUUACAGAACACAACACACUCUCUGUUUUGUUUUGUUGUAAUCAUCACCAUGGCCACUGAUAGAGAGAAUCUACUCUCAGAUGAUUACGAUGAACCGGCGGCUUUUUGCGGAUGUGGGUAUUUUCGUAAACUCUGUGUAGUCCGGUGGCGGCGGCGAAGAGGAGGAGACGACGAGGAGGCGCGUCUCGAGCAUCGCAGUCGGAGCAGUGGAUGGAGCGGUGGUGGCUCUUUGCAAGAAGAAAGAGGGGGGAGGUGGGGGAGUGGGAAACUUAAGGGGCUAAAAGAGAUUUCUGAGAAAAUCGCGGGGCCGAAGUGGAAAAACUUUAUAAGAAGUUUCAGUAACAGCAGGAAGAAGAUGAGGAGAGAUGUUGAUUUCACUUAUGAUCUUAAAAACUAUAGUCUUAAUUUUGAUGACGGCGGUUGUAGUAGUAGUGAAGAUCCUUCACCGGAGAGGUUUGUAGCUCCGGUUGUUACUAAAGUUUGAUUUUUUUUUUUUGUAAUGUUUUUUUUUUUUUUUGAUAUUUAUGUUAAUAUGAAGAUACCUAUGGGGUUAUAAUUAAAUUCGUAUUGAAUUAGGUUCUAA